Molecule: messenger RNA, 216 nt
Organism: Brettanomyces bruxellensis
Lineage: Eukaryota; Fungi; Ascomycota; Pichiomycetes; Pichiales; Pichiaceae
Exons: 2
Coding region: 1-216 (71 amino acids)
Source: RefSeq, a predicted model, not a curated record
AUGACAUACUCCUCGCCUUCCGACAAGCAGAACCUCGAGUCAUUGGCCGAUACAUACAAAAAGCUUAAUGAGGGAGAGGCAGCAGCAUCAAAGCUCGAGAAGAUUCUCGACCAAAUUGAGGGGAAUAUCAAUGAGAUGGUUCAGGAUAUAGAGGAGGCAUCGAAAAAAAACAUUAAGGAAGAUAGCAGCAAAGAUAAGCAGGCUGGAUCUAAUUAG